Molecule: messenger RNA, 2075 nt
Organism: Ruditapes philippinarum (Manila clam)
Lineage: Eukaryota; Metazoa; Mollusca; Bivalvia; Venerida; Veneridae
Product: nucleolar protein 11-like
Exons: 16
Coding region: 29-2008 (659 amino acids)
Biological process (GO): maturation of SSU-rRNA
Cellular component (GO): nucleolus; nucleus
Molecular function (GO): RNA binding
Source: RefSeq, a predicted model, not a curated record
AAAUCCUAUUCAAGUAGACCAUAACAAAAUGGCAGCGCACAUGGAAAGCAUUGCGUUUUGUACAAUAUUGAAUGAAAUUGACUUUCUUCGUGUUACAGAAGGGUAUACUGAAGAUACUGUGAUAAUAUCUUCGAAGAGGAAGUUGUUUGAUGUUUAUAAGAUAUCUGACCAGAAGUCUUUGAAAAGCUGGUCAAUUAGACAUGGCAUAUCUUUGACUAGCCCGGUGUUCUGGAAUUCACAGCUAGAGAAGUUUGUAACAGUUGUAAAUAAUCAGGAAGUAAGAUUGUUAGACAAGGAUAAUGCAGAUUUUGAAAAGGCAAAGAAAAAACAGUCACGUACAAAGAUCUACGAUGUCAUCUCCUGUGAGAAUUAUGAACCAAUUUUAUUGUAUAUCAAUGGGAGAGUUAGUUUUCUGAGCUCAAUAAAAGAUGUUCAGAGUGAUGGCCCUUUAACAAAUAAACAAAAAAUAUCUUGGUGUAAGGCUUUUGUUAUACAGUCAACAUUAACAGUACUCUAUACAGUUAUCUCAAAGGGAGGGGUUCAUUUACAUACAAACAAAUACAACUCUGAUACAAGCAGCUGGCAGCAUACAGUGAUAAAAGUACCACAACCAAACAGCACAGCAUCUUGCUGUUCAUGUGAUGCUAUAGCUCAAACAGAUAAUAUAAAUGCUUUCUUCCUCUGGAGUGAUGGAAGUUUAAAUUCACUAAGACUAGAUGAAGGCAGUUGUUUUCCAGGGCCUUGUCAUACCAUGUCAGGUAUUAGCAACAAAAGCUGUUUGCUUGUGAUAGAUAGUAAUCACAUAGCAGUUGCUGGAAUUACUGAUAACAAUACUGAUGGUCUUGGUAUAUUUGACACAAAAUUUGGUCUCUUGAAGUCUUGGCAACCAUACCCAGAUAAAUGUCUUAGUAAACCAAAGAUGUGUAAAGUUCGGGACAAUUUAUUUCUGCCUUGCGGCACCACACUGUACAGAUACAAGUGUAAAUGUGAACCAUCAACAAUAGUGAGCCUGUUAGGUCAGGCCAGUAUAACAGACAACAAAAACACACAGUCUGUACCUGGCCACUACACCUGGAACCCACAUAACAUGAGAUGCAGUAUGAGUGAACCAUCAACACAUGUAUCUGAAUUAUUGACAACUUUGACAGAAUCCAAUCUGACGCACGCAAAGUUCAAGUCAGUAUUUAGUCAGCUCAUUGGUGAAUUGAAAAAGGCGGAGAAUCAUCAUUGGUUAUCAACAUGUCAGAUGACAACAUUGUUACAAAAGAUGAUGGAAGAGAAAAAGUUUUGGGCCAAGGAUGAGAUGAGUCAAUUGAUUGCUCUAAAAUGUAUACCACCCAGUUUAAUGGAUGAAUUGUUCACCUUCCUUGCACAGAAGUCAGAGAUUUCAAUGCUACACACCAUGUUGAAUACUGUACCUAAUAUACCAGAAAAAUGUCUAUGCAGUGCUUUGUCUUUCUUUCUCCAGUGUGAUGAGGAGAAAUUACCAGCAUUGAAAGGAACAAAAAUCAUAUCCAAGAAAGAGGCAAUAGAAGAUCUCGAUGAAAUGGAGAACACAGAUCAAAGUCAAUGUCCCUUCACCUCACUUCGGUCUCUCAUCAUAAAUGAGAUUUUAAGCUUACCAUACAGUGACACAUUUCUUCUGGAAUGCUUGAGAAAAGUCUCAUUUAAGGAUGCCUUGAAAUUACUGGAUUAUCUCUGCUAUUUGUUGGAAACAAAGCCAGGCUUUCUGAAAGGAGGAAAUACAAAUAAAGACCAAAGGUUGUCACAGAUACAGAUAGUAGACUGGUUAUGCUUGGUGCUUGAUGCUCAUAUUACCCAGUUUGUGUUAUCUCCAGACUGUCAUGUGACUAUUGUUAAGUUAGAGCAUAUUGUUCGAGAACAGGUACAGUUCUUUGAUGGACUUGUCACACUGGAAGCACUGUUGGAGCAUUUCAAAGCUAAAAGCUCACCACCCCAGGAUAAAAAGAUUGGACACUAUUGUAUUGAGGUGCUUCAUGUCUACUAGCUAAUGAUUUAUUUUUCAUAUAUAUGUGAUAAUACAAAAUAAACUUGUAAGAUAUAAUGUAUUUGUG